Messenger RNA from Pyricularia pennisetigena, 1041 nucleotides. RefSeq lists its product as uncharacterized. NCBI's taxonomy places the organism in Eukaryota, Fungi, Ascomycota, Sordariomycetes, Magnaporthales, Pyriculariaceae. The transcript is spliced from 5 exons. Gene Ontology annotation, molecular function: oxidoreductase activity; zinc ion binding. The record is from RefSeq and is a predicted model, not a curated record. The annotation marks the transcript as partial.
GACACGCCUCUAAAAUUUACCAUGACUCUUCCGUCUACCUUCAAGGCCGCCGUCUUCAAGGCGCAGGGCCAACCGUUGACCUUCGAGGACCUGCCGAUGAAGGAGCCUGGUCGUGGUGAGAUUCUCGUCAAAGUUGAGGCCUGCGGUGUCUGUCAUUCGGAUUCAUUCGCACAGGUUAAUGCUUGGGGUGCUGGUUUCCCUCGCAUCCCUGGCCAUGAGAUAAUUGGCCGCGUUGCAGCAGUUGGGCAAGACGUCAGCGGAUGGGAAGCCGGCCAGCGUGUGGGUUCUGGCUGGCAUGGUGGACACGAUGGAACCUGCAAGGCAUGCAACAAAGGCGUGCAUCAGAUGUGCGAGAAUCAGCUCAUUAACGGCAUAACCAAGGACGGUGGCUAUGCCGAAUACUGUCUCAUCAGGGCCGAAGCAGCCGUCCGUAUCCCCGAGCAUGUUGACGCAGCCAAAUACGCACCUAUAUUGUGUGCUGGCGUGACGACUUACAACUCGAUGAGGCGCCAGGGGAUCGCGGCAGGCGAGACGGUGGCCAUUCAGGGACUGGGCGGCCUAGGUCACCUGGCAAUCCAGUACGCGCAGCGCAUGGGCUAUCGUGUCGUGGCUAUCUCGAGAGGCUCCGACAAGGAGAAGGCGGCUAGAGAUCUGGGUGCUCACGAAUACAUCGACGCAGCCAAGGAAGAUCCCGCCGCAGCUCUCAAAAAGCUCGGCGGAGCUGCACUCAUCGUUGCUACCGCGCCCCAUUCAGCCGCAAUCUCCCCCCUGGUCGGUGGCUUGGGCAUAAUGGGAAAAUUGCUGCUCCUCGCGGUUACGGGUGAAUUGAGCGUGCACACAGGCAUAAUGCUUGGAAAAGGCUGCUCAGUCGCUACGUGGCCAUCUGGCAACGCCCUCGACUCUGAAGAAGCCAUCAACUUCACCGAGUUACAGAAUGUCGACUGCAAAGUCGAGACUUUCCCUCUGGAAAAGGCAAAUGAAGCGUUCAAGGUGAUGAUGGAUGGUACUGUGCGGUUCCGAUCAGUCGUGACCAUGACCUGA